Sebastes umbrosus (honeycomb rockfish) is the source of this 5406-nucleotide messenger RNA. It is a transcript of the gene lats2, whose product is annotated as large tumor suppressor kinase 2. Gene Ontology annotation, cellular component: nucleus; spindle pole. NCBI's taxonomy places the organism in Eukaryota, Metazoa, Chordata, Actinopteri, Perciformes, Sebastidae. Gene Ontology annotation, molecular function: protein binding; protein serine/threonine kinase activity; ATP binding. The coding region runs from base 554 to 4012 and encodes 1152 amino acids. Gene Ontology annotation, biological process: positive regulation of apoptotic process; peptidyl-serine phosphorylation; hippo signaling. The record is from RefSeq and is a predicted model, not a curated record. The transcript has 9 exons.
ACAAUGUAGCCAGAGUCCAACUUUGUGCUUCACUUCUUCACUUCUUCUCCUCUCUCUGUUGCUCCUCCUGCUGCUCCUCCUGCUGCUCCUCCUGCUGCUGCAGUCUGGGGAGAAAAUGGAGGCUCAUUUCAUCACAUCUACCAGCUUCCUCUGAGCUCUGAGGAUCUUUAUAGGAACUUUAUAUAAAGGAUUUAAUACAUGGUUAUUCCUGCUGCUUCUAUCACAUCACAUGGCGAAGAUUGGCGGCAUCAUGGUUUGGCUCCGCGGUGCCCUCGUGACCGGCUGCAUCUCCUGGAACAAGCUGGAACCUGAGCCUUGAAAGCCACAGCAUGGACCGCCUGUAGUUCCACACACCUCACCUCCAUCCAGCCCGCCAGCAUCAGCAGGAAGCAGAAACACAACGAGAGACACAAACAAACAGGGGACACCGAGGAGGACUCCCAGAUCUGCCCUCCAGGAGACUAUUUAGUAUUUAGGUCAGCCGUAGCGGCGGGAGUGCCAGUUUGUGUGUGUUUCCCUCGUAGAGUAGGUGCCUGCCCUGGGCACUGAGGCCAUGAGGCCCAAGACUUUCCCAGCAGCCCCGUACGUGGGCAACACUCGCCAGAGGCUCCAGGAGAUCAAGGAGGGUCUGAAGCAGCCGGCCAAGCUGGUGAGCCAGGCGCUGCACGGGGGCGGCUCCCGGACCGACGGCGGCAGAGGGGCCGACUGCAAGAGCGGGAAAGACACAGCCAGCCGGCAGCAGCAGCUCCGACCCCCGCAGAAGUUCAACAACUACCAGAAUGCCUUGCGGGAAAUCCGCAAGUCCCUCAUGCCCUUCGCCAACGAGUCGGGCCCGUCCUCCGGGUCGGGACACCCAGCGGGCGCCGGAGAGGUCAACCGGCAGAUGCUGCAGGAGCUGGUCAACGCCGGCUGUGACCAGGAGAUGGCGGUGCGGGCGCUGAAGCAGACAGGAAGUAGGAACAUCGAAGCGGCCUUAGACUACAUCAGCAAAAUGGGUUACCUUGAGCCUCGCAACGAGCUCAUCGUGCGCGUCAUCAAGCAGACUUCACCAGGAAAAGCCGGCAUGCCAAACUCACUGGACCACCGCCCCUCGUUGGAGGCUCCAGGUGAGGCCGGUGCGAUGCCUCCGUACCACCAGAUGGGGGCUCCCAUGUACGAGGGGGGUUACGGCCCUGAGGGCGAGAUGCCCAGACCCUACAUGAGCGCUCCCCCCGUCAUGAACUACAUGAUGCCCCCGUCUGGUGCGGCGCAGGGCCCCGCCAUGGGGAACCCGAUGGGUCGACCUCCCAGUAUGGGCACCUAUCCACCGGUGAUGGCCCCCCAGAACAACCAGGCCGGCACCAUGUACCCGCCGGGCGCACAGCAGAAGGGCUACCCCGGCGGCAUGGAGCAGCACGGGCCCAUGAUGAGCUACAACGUCCCCGGUCAGCCGCUGCAGCUCCAGCCUCAGCCGCCGGGGGGCCCCGUCCCCGGCCCCCACUACGACUACAGGCCACACAUGAUGGAGCCUGCAGGCUACGGAGUCAAGAGGACCGCUUCCUUCCAGAACAAGAUGGCCCCGCCCCCGAUGGCACCCCCAGACAACUACGUCAACAUGCAGGGGAAAGGGCCCAUGGGCCAGAGCGGUCCAGGAGGCGGAGGGGGAGGGUACCCCGCUAACCUGUACCUGCCCCCUCAUUCCCACCCACGCCAGGCCAGCCCCACCUCCCACCAGGUCCACAUGAUGUCCCGCUCCCCGGGUGGCGUGGCAGCCAUGGGCCCGGACUUCUCCGACAUGCCCCAGGGCCUGAUGACGCCAUCCAGGGCCAGCCUCAACCUGGACCUGUAUGAGCACCACUGGGCGGGGCCUCCUGAAGGUGCCCCUCAAGCCCGGCAGCCGCAGCCCCAAGGCCCGUUCAGGGGCGAGGUGCGAGUCCCCAGCAGAACCAACUCCUUCAACAGUCGCUCUGCGGGGCCCAACGGCGUCCGGCCUGCGAUGGCGGCGCCCCCCACGGCCGGUAAACAGGACUCCUCCUUGGGCCCUCCGAACACCAUCACGGCUGUAACCUCCCCGCCCAUCCAACAGCCGGUCAAGAGCAUCCGUGUGAUGAGGCCAGAACCCAAGACGGCGGUGGGGCCGUGUCACCCCAGCUGGAUGGCGGCUCAGGCUCAGGCUCAGGAUGCCGGCGAGCCUCUGGCCUACAUGCCAGAGGAGACCUACUCUCUGGAGCCAGCUCAGGAGCCACGCUGCCCGCCGCCACCGUACCCCAAAAACCUGCUCAUGUCUGGGGCGGAGGAAGCAGCUCAGGACGCCGCCAGAAGCACGCACGGCGGCAGCAGCGGAGGGAGCGGGAAGAACGAGGAGAGCCAGCAGGUGAAAGAGAAGACGAAGAUGGGCAAGGGAGAGAAAACGGUGAAGGACAAGAAGCAGAUCCAGACGUCGCCGGUUCCGGUGAGGAAGAACGGACGAGAUGAGGAGAAGAGGGAGUCGCGCAUCAAGACGUACUCGCCCUUCGCCUUCAAGUUCUACAUGGAGCAGCACAUAGAGAACGUGAUGAAGACCCACCAGCAGAAACUGAACCGCAGGCUGCAGCUGGAGCAAGAGAUGUCCAAGGCCGGCCUGUCGGAUCCAGAGCAGGAGCAGAUGAGGAAGAUGCUGAACCAGAAGGAGUCCAACUACAACCGGCUACGCCGCGCCAAAAUGGACAAGUCCAUGUUUGUCAAGAUCAAGACGUUGGGUAUAGGCGCCUUCGGUGAAGUGUGUCUCACGCGUAAAGUGGACACGGGUGCACUUUACGCCAUGAAAACACUGCGCAAGAAAGACGUCCUCAACCGCAACCAGGUGGCCCACGUGAAAGCGGAGCGUGACAUCUUGGCGGAGGCGGACAACGAGUGGGUGGUGCGUCUCUACUACUCCUUCCAGGACCGCGACAGCCUCUACUUCGUCAUGGACUACAUCCCCGGUGGAGACAUGAUGAGCCUGCUCAUCCGAAUGGGCGUCUUCCCAGAGCCCCUGGCGCGCUUCUACGUGGCGGAGCUGACACUGGCCAUCGAGAGCGUCCACAAGAUGGGCUUCAUCCACCGCGACAUCAAGCCCGACAACAUCCUCAUCGACCUGGACGGACACAUCAAGCUGACGGACUUCGGCCUAUGCACGGGCUUCCGCUGGACGCACAACUCCAAGUACUACCAGAAAGGGAGCCACGUGAGACAGGACAGCAUGGAGCCCAGUGACUUCUGGGACGACGUGUCCAACUGUCGCUGCGGCGACCGGUUGAUGACGCUGGAGCAGCGCGCCAACCGGCAGCACCAGCGCUGCCUGGCUCACUCCCUGGUGGGAACGCCCAACUACAUCGCUCCGGAGGUGCUGCUGCGCAAAGGUUACACCCAGCUGUGUGACUGGUGGAGCGUGGGAGUGAUCCUGUUUGAGAUGCUGGUGGGACAGCCGCCCUUCCUGGCCUCCACGCCCACCGAGACUCAGAUUAAGGUCAUUAACUGGGAGAGCACACUGCAGGUUCCCGCCCAGGUCAAACUGAGCCCCGAGGCCGUUGACAUCAUCGGCCGUCUCUGCUGCUCCGCCGAGGACCGCGUGGGGGCCAACGGCGCCGGCGAGAUCAAGGCCCACCCCUUCUUCACCCAGAUGGACUUCUCCAGCAACCUGCGGCAGCAGCCGGCACCCUAUCGGCCCAAGAUCGCCCACCCGAUGGACACGUCCAACUUCGACCCCGUGGAGGAGGAGGGCGGCCCCGGGGCGUGGAGCGACAGUGGUGACAGCACCCGGGCCUUGGACACGCUCUGCUCGCCGCACGGGAAGCACCCGGAGCACGCCUUCUACGAGUUCACCUUCCGCAGGUUCUUCGACGACAACGGCUGCCCCUUCCGCUACCCGAAACCGCUCGAGGCCAGCGGGGCGUCGUCGAGCGUGGGCCCGGAGGAGGAGGAGGAGGAGCAGGAAGAGGAGGACGAGGACGAUGAGGACGACGAAGAGGAGGAGGGAGAGCAGGGGGAGGGAUGUGAGCCGGUGUACGUGUAGAGCGGCGUGCGUUUGUUACUGCCAAUUUAACGCUGUGUAUGCGUGCUACACAGGUGUGUGCAUAUCUGGCGUGUGUGAUUGUUGAGUUGCAGGACUGAUGAUGAACAUCGCCACCUUGUGGAAUAUAUAGUGCGUCCACUUCAAAUACAAAACUCCCCUGAUCCGGGACCAAGAGACGACAUUGUGUGUGUGACUGCGGUUAGAAGAGCAGAAACCGAACAGGUCGACAGGAGAAUAUUCUUUGGGAACGUGAGGAGAUUUUCUAAUUGGACGCUUCUUCUGGUUCGUCCAGCGGUUUCUUGUCCCAUUCCUUCCACCCUCGUGUCUUACGGGCGACACAGGAGCUACUUCCUGUUCUACCUGAGCUGCUUUACACUCGACUAUCGGACCGAGUGGAACCAGUUUACUCGUCAGGAGGAUGAUGGAGGAGGAGGGGGGGGACUGAAUAAGCAACACGCCUCUUUCACAGCUGCUGCAAAAUAAGCUACAAAGACACAUUGCAUGCACAUGCACACAUAUUCAGUCAUAAAGGGUGAAAAAAAGCAGGUAGAUUUCAGUGUCCAUAUUUCAAAAAGUUGGCUCAGACUAGACGAACAGAUUCAGAGAAUAGUUUCAUCUCGUGGUGUGAGAGAAAAAAAGCAUCAAAUGAACCAAAUUGAAAAUGUUUUGGUUGCUCCAUCUAUUGUAUAAUAUAUAUAUCCACAGCUGCCUCAUUUUGUGCCAACUUUAAUUCAGUGUAUUGUUUUGUCCUUUUUAAGAUGGAGCCUUUUCUUCCCUCAGAGGUCGCUGUUACAAAUAUCCUUGUGUUUAUAAGAUGAUCCUUAUAUAUUCUAACCGACCAUUUCAAAGCUCACCUCCCUUCCCCCCCAAAAUGAUCCCCCACAAAGAGCACGAGCAGAGUUCAGAUGAGGCUCUAAAAAUGACUGAACCACUGCAGCGUUUGUUGAGCCUGACAUGCAGUGAACUUCUGCUCAUGAAUCACAGGAAUAAUUGAAUCAAGAAAGCAAGAAAAAUGUUCUUGUUUACUGGAGGGGGAGCAGAGAACAUGUAGUUCCCCAUGCUUUGUUUUUAAAGGCAUAGUUCGGAUUGUUUGAAGUGGGGUUGUAUGAGGUUCUCCUCCAUAGUCAGUGUAUUAACUACAGCAGACAGGAGUACAAGCACGGGAGCAAAGCAAUGUAAUGUUAAGUAAAGUAAGACACCUAAAGAAAUCUAUAUCAGUUUAAGUGUACGCUAUAUUUAGAAUAUUUGCACUGCUUUACCUCGACGUCGGGUAGCCCUUUCUGACAGGGAACUGAAGCCAUUUUAUCCACCUAUGAUCUCUUCAAAGCCACCAGACUCCAUUGAAAAAAACAGUAAUUUUACAUCGCAGAACACAGGAGUUGCUGGUCUACAGC